GUUACAUACAUGCCUUAUGAUUCCUUUCCAUUUUCCAUUGAAUGAGACUCUGAGAGCACAUGUUCAAAAAAUAAAUACGGGAAAGGCCAUUUCAACGCGCCAUUUCCAUGGCUGUCAGAGAAGGAAGGCUCUCCACGCGCGUCACUCGCCCGACCAAUUUGUUAACCAAUAAUUAGCUCCUCUGGCGUAAUGAGGACCCGAUCUCCUCGAGUCAAAAGAAAACACUACCUCGCUCUUCAGCCAUCUUCUUUCCAUUAAGCUAACUCUUACACACUAAAGAAAUCCGCUUCAGUCAGUAUCGUGACGUGUCCGUCUAAGAGCGAUUGAAAAGAGAAGCUCCCCCAGCUCAACAUCACCGUCCAUAAAUAAAAGGAUCGAAUUUUUAACACACUGCUCGGGAGGUUGAUCCCAGUUUCUGGCGUGUGCCAAUACAGUGGACUGACAGGAGCAUGGCCCAAAACACUGAGACGGACACGUUUUUGGAAAGCAACCAAAGCCCGAAAGUGAAAAUAGUGGAAAAUGGUAAUGGAGAUGCUGAGGACGGAGAGUCUCGGAAAUCCAGACUGGCAUGCACGUGGAAAUGUGGACUGAUCUCGGGUGGAAUCAUUCUGGUCCUAGUGGUAGCUGUUUUGGGAAUGGGCUAUUAUCGGUAUGUCAGCAAACUGACCGGCAAAGCCACUUCGGAAAACAGCGCUGAAUGGGAGGAGAAACUGAGUGGCAAUGCAAAUCUCGGGAAUGACUCCGACAUUACUGGAAUGUACGAGCUCGUGAGCUUUGACGACACCUACGAUAGCUAUCUUUUAGCUAUGGGAACGCCCUCGUUUGUGUUGUCCUUCGUAAAAAUGUCCUCCGAAGUUCUGACAAUUGUGGCACCGUCCAAUCUUGAAUCUGGGACAUGGAAAUAUCACCUGAAAACUGAUACGAGGCAAGACGACUGGGAUUUUCGAUUAAACGAGGAGUUCUCAAUACCCUGGGGAAGAAAUAAGGGUUUCUUGCAUCAAAUUUGCCACAUGAAUUCACCGAGUGAGCUCCAAUGCGACAAAGAAGAGCGGAAGCGGGGUUGGAAGAUCACUUCCAUCAGAUCAUUUUCCGACCAAGGCUUUAUUGAGUCACUUAACUUUACAUCCGCUCAAGUGGCUACCAAGAAGUAUUACGAAAAGACUUCGAAGGCUAAACUGAAAGCCAAAAAAGAGGAUAUUGCCAAGGACCCGGACGCGCCAUUUUCCAGCAAUACCGAUCAAGACGACGAUUUCUGGGAAGAUUCGUGGUGAUGAACAUCAAUGGACGUUUAUGAAAAGCCAAACACCAGCUGUCUCACACUAUGUCAAAAUAGAAUAUAGAUGUAACAUGGCUCCAUGUAAUUGGGCAUGGUCUCACUAAUGUAACUCAAUGAGGCGAUUGAAAUCACUCGAUUUUUUGC
This is a messenger RNA of Tigriopus californicus, 1420 nucleotides long. RefSeq lists its product as uncharacterized. The transcript has 5 exons. Bases 450 to 1271 code for a protein of 273 amino acids. Lineage: Eukaryota; Metazoa; Arthropoda; Copepoda; Harpacticoida; Harpacticidae. The record is from RefSeq and is a predicted model, not a curated record.